UAAAACAUUACUCUCUUGUAGAAACCGAAUGAAAGUUUUGUAUUUUUUCAUGCUUAUUUGCAUACAGACAAAAGUGGUGGGAGUCGAUGUUUGUUUACCAUGGUUCUCUUCAACCGAUUUAAAAAAACGAGGUGGUUCUUAAUUCGACUGUAUUUUUUUUAUACGAUUGAUAUUCAUUUUAUCUCACUUUUUCUUCACUACUUACUUAUGUUUCUUAAUUUGACAAUCUAAAAUUCUUAGUGCAAUUUUUACCGCCUUUCCCUGAUUUUAGAUUUUAGUCAAUAAAAUCAUUGUGAAAAUUUGAAGAAGGCUUUUUUACUUGAUGUUUCACAGUUAUAAGAUGCAUCAUUAUCGUUAUUAUAUAGAAUAUUUGCCAAAUACAAUCUUAUGAAAAUUACCCAAAAUACUUUACACCGCUUUACCAUUCGUUUGGUUUUAGUUCAUGAAAUAAUUGUAAAGGAUGGAAGGAAGUACUUGAUGCUUAACGGUUACACGUUUGCUAGAGACAAGAGAUCAAGCUCCAACAUUUGGAGGUGUACAAACAGUGCUCUGUGUUACGCAAAGAUACGGGUGGACAAUCAUCACAAAUUGCUGAGCGAAGUUCCGUUACACACACACGAUGCCCCGAAAUACUAUGUUGGCAAAGACGGCACUUAUGUUAAAUUUUAACAAGAAGAAUUUGCUAAUAGACAGAGGCAGACCCUAAAAUUGUCUAAGUCUUCCUGAAUCCAUAUAUGUACAUAUUAUAAACAUUGAAACUGAUCGAUGUCUGUACUUGCAACUUAUUAAUUACGUUAUACGACCGACAGAAGCCAAAAAUAUAGAAACAUUUGAUGCUACACAAUUAUACCUUUUCGAAAGUCAGUAGACGUGCUAAAAAUGUUGAUAAUACAAGUUGACGAAAAUCUUCGCCUCCUCAGUCCUGCUCCCACGCAUUCUCAUCCUGCUCCUAAAUACUUUGUUGAUAAGGACGUAUUAUAUUUAAGAAUUUAAACAUUUUUGUAUUCAAGUUGUGCUACUCUAUGCUUAUUAUUUUGAUUAUUCUUUUUUAAUUUACCUUAACAAAAUUACAUAACUUACAUACAUACAUAAAUAUAGUCACGUCUAUAUCCCUUACGGGGUAGACAGAGCCAACAGUCCCGAAAAGACUGAAUGACCACGUUCAGCUGCUCGGCUUGAUGAUGGAAUUGAGAUCCAAAUAGUGACAGGUUGCUAGCCCAUCGCCUAAAAAAAGGAUCGCAAUUUUAUAAGCCUAUCCCUUAGUCGCCUUUUACGACAUCCAUGGGAAAGAGAUGGAGUGGUCCUAUUCUUUUUUGUUUUGGUGCCGGGAACCACACGGCACUAGCCUUAACUCUUUUUUUUUCGCUACUUCUGCAUAAUUACAUAACUUACCUGUGAUUUUUCGAUUAAGUAAAAUAAUUUUUUUCACUUUUUGUUAAUGUUUGAAUUUUUAAGUUAAUCAAUGAGUAUAAAUGAUAUUUUUGUGUAAAGUGUUUAAUUUAUUAUUAUUACUAAUUAUUUUCUGCGUAUCAAAUUUCGAUACAAUGUAUGUUGUUUUAGAAAUAAAUGUCUGUCGAUUGUAUAUUUCGCCCAUCGCUACUAUAAACUAUUAUGUAUAAACAAAAUCUUUCGUUCAUUAUACUUCAAUGAUAAAGAACUAACGAGGAAGUCAUAUAGAGGAAAAUGCUUAGCAGAGAUGAAGAUACUCAAUUUUCUCAUAAAUAAAAUGACAAGUCACGACUUUCAGGCAACAUUGAACAUAUCAGAUCGGACAUCAGAUGGGAGUCGCUUCAUUUAAAAACCUGACUUGACACAAUCCUGGAUCAUGGGCAUAAAGGCGAACCCCGGGCUCCUCACCAAAGAGAUGAGGAUGAAACCACGAAAACUGGGGGGAUACAUGUUAGCAGAUUAGCAGAACAUUUAAGUAAUGAAUGUAGUCAUUUGAAGAUAAACAUGUUCGAACAAACAAUCCAUUUCUGUUUAAAAAACUUUUAACUUCUGUUCCCGCAGGAAUAACGGGAAAUCCUCUCAUAGUGCACACCUACACUAUAUGAGGAACCCAAAUGUUUAAUUUCCACUUGCUAGACCCAGCGGCUUGGGCUGUGCGUUAUCUGUCAGUCACUCAGUAACGUAAAAGUUUUAUCCAAAUAGAUUAAAUAAUUAACAUGAUCAAUCAAUAUCAAUAUUUUUCUUUCUUUCUUUCAAUCACAACCGAGGUAUCAUUAUAGCAAUUUUUAUUGGUUUAUCGAUUAACUAAUCCAGAGUUUCUCAAACUUUCGGCUCCACGAACCCCUCCUCCAAGUGACGGCGAACCUCGUACUAACUAGUAAAUCUUGUCGCGAAUCCCUUGCCGUCGAAUGGCGAACCCAUAGGGGUUCGCGUACCCCACUUUGAGAAAUCCUGAACUAGUCCAUUAUUUCAAAAAUAAAUCAUGCUAUGACUCUUCCAGAUGAUUUUAGACAAAUCACAACGCUUGAAGGCAGACAAUUUUAUUGGUACAAUGGCUACACUUUCUGCUACUGGUCUGAAAGUAAAGACAGACAAAGAUGGCGUUGCAACAGAUGCAGUUGUGGGUGUAAAGCGUACAUGUUUGUGUCUCAUGAAGGAGAAUUUCUCAAAGCAGUUAAUGAUCAUACCCACGAACCAACUCUAUAUAAAGUUCUUCCCGAUGGUAGAUAUAUGAAAGUUGCCGUGAGAAAGAAUAUCGCUUAAAUUAUUGACAGAAAACGACAAAAUUUAAUUUAAACUUUUAGAAGUUACAGAAAAUAUAUAUUCUCCAAAAUUGCAGACCACAAGUCUCGUAAUGUUUAAAAAUUUAUAUGAUAACUGUUAUAACGUAUAAGAUUUUGUCGUAAUUAAUACGAAUAAAAAGGACACAUUCAUGUUUUUAAUUUUGGAACAAUUAAUUUUAAUUUGCGUUCGAUCGAUGUUCAUAUUAAUAAGGCAUUAACAAUGUACGUACUUAAUUGUAUGCAAGUAAAGUCAAGCGAAAUAUCAAGGCGAUCGUUUCAAUGAUUUUGACUUGAAAGACUGACAUACAAAUACACUUUCCAGUUAUAGUAUUAGUAUGGGUGAAAAUGAUAUACUCGUAUCAUCAAAAUAAUGUAAACGGCAGUACUGUUUUUAUGAUUAUUUCAUGAAAGGAAUCGUACUAAUUCACAUUAAGCAUAACUAACUCGUUUUAAUCUUCAGGUGGAGUAAAACACUAUCCACGCGGUAUACUCAAACGGAUAACCAUGAAUAACGGCAAAAAGUUCAUCAUGUACAAUGGAUAUACCUUCUGCUUUUGGUCCAAGUCCAAGAAAGCUAUUCGAUAUCGUUGCACCACGGGAUGCAAAUCCUUCAUAACGAUAUCCAACGAAGGACGACUUCUACAAGUAGGACCCGAACACACGCACAACCCCCAACGAUAUCAUUUGAAUCACGGUGGAUUACCAUGCAUUCCGGAAAAACCUUCUAUCUUUACAAAGGAUUCACCUACUGUUUCAAAUCGAAGACCAAAAAUAAUAUGCGGUACCGCUGUUCCCAAGGUUGUAAAGCUUUCAUUGUCUUGACAAAUGAAGUAUUAUUUGCUCAGUCUCAGAGAGGAGGUCAGCUCCUCGUGUUCCAGGGCUACUCCUACAGUCUUCUAAAGAUCAAGAACGAGAUAGGUCACUGGAGGUGUUCUAUGGGUCAGCCUGGCACCCCAAAACGAUGCACGGCUAAAUUGUACACAAACGCAAAUUAUAAAGUUCUGGACAUGGGUGGCACUCAUACACAUAAAAAGCCGAGGUUUGUCAAAAGAAACGAUAUGUUAGUAAGAACGUAUUGAGAUGUAUCAGAAAUCCUUUUAUGGUUAAAAAUAAGUGAAGAUGAUUCUAUUAGACAAUGCUCAAGAGAAAAGGACGAAACAGAAUAAUAAAAAUAUUACCGUUUCAUUCAAUCGUGCAAUACAAAGAAUACAUAUAAUCUCAGAUGCAGGUGCAAAGUUUAAACUGACUGCAGAUGCGGCAAGAGUCCGUUACCAUAUGGUAUUAUAAUUAAAGGUGUGAAUUGAUGUUUUAUCAAAAUUACUUCGGUAUAAGAUUUUUUAACCUAAACGGCGACCUAACGAGUUGACAUAUUUUAAAUAUGUAUUUAAUUUAAGUGGUAUGCAUAUCAUUGUCAUAAUAUGCACUGAUUUUUAACACGUUUUUAAGACUAAGUUGCAAUAUGACAACCUAAUGCAAUAAUACUUGUGGAUGUUAUUUUUAUUCUGUAAAAAUGUGUUUCUAACUGAUUUAUUUGUGAUAAGCAAUAUCGUAUUAUACAAACUAUAUAUAAUGAGCUGAACGUGACCAUUCAGUCUUUUCAAGCCUGUUGGCUCUGUCUACCCCCCCAAGGGAUAUAGACGAGACCAUAUGUAUGUAUGUAUAUACAAUAUCUUCAAAAAAUAACCUUUUUGAAAUAGCUAUAUUUUUUGUUUAGUUAUUAAGAGUAUUUGACAUUCCAAUGAAUAUCUACCGAGCCCCUGUAUAUUUAGUAUUUAUUAUAUCUAUUCAUGAUAAACAGCCUUUUAUAUUGUGCCUUUGAUAAAAUUUGUUACAUGUAGCAUGGUAUUAGUCGUUAACUAUUUGUUGGAAUUGGUAAAUAUUAUAUUAGUCAAAUUGUUAUUAAACUUUAUAAUGUUAUAGAACUCUUAAGUCCUAUAAAUUUAUAAUAAAUGUUUUAUUUUUUACAAAAUGUUCUUUUCAUACCUCGAUCAAGCGCAAGGUCAGGUCAGAGUACGCUACGACUAUGAAGAGUUAUGAAUGUGGAUAAAGUGAAAAUUAUGAAGAAAUCGUGACAAGUGGAAGAUAUUGUAAGCAAUAUAUGCGUUUUUUUAUUUAUUUUGAAGUAACUUCUCAGCCUUUAACAUUUAAUGUUUCUAACUAUUCCCAUUUUCAACAGCAAACCCAAUUUUUAUGGAAUGUACAUUCCUCAAGACGAAAAGAGGGGGGAAACAUCCACUCCUAGUACUGUCUGGCUACACGUACAGUUACCAGAAGCGGAAUGCUGACGGCAGAGUGUCCUGGUACUGCUCCCGGAGGUUGAAGGGGUGCAGAGCAGCAGCCAUCAGCUUUGGAACACAGGCCUAUGCUUAUAAAGAACACGACCACAUACCCCCGAAACUUCCAGAACAAAUUGACAUAAAAAGCGAAUUAGAUGAUUUCUCACUUUCCGCUUACAUUGGCGCUAAGUUGUUUUAAUAUCAGUACAUAUAUUUAUUAGUCUUUAUGUUUAUUAUUUUUGUGCUUAUUCCAUGCUUUUUUAUUUUUGUUUUAAUGCAUGUAAUAAUGUAGUAUACAAAUUUAUCCCGUUUAUAUUUGUUUAUGUUUAUAUACGAGUAUAUGUAAAAACAAAGUUGUGCGCAAUGAUGAGCGUUUAUUUAUUUAUUUGUAUAAGUAUAUAUACGAGUAAGUUAGGUCAUACUCAAUUUAAUUUAUUGUAGAAAAUUGUAAAUAAUUAGAUUUUUUGGCUUAAAAUAUUUGUGAUUGUUCGGCCUUUUAAAUACAUAGUUUCUUAUUAACGUACUUUUAUAAGAAAGUAACAUUGAGAAUCUGUUAACUUUACUACAACAUAAUAGGAAAGUGAAAAUAGGUGAAGGUGGUUUACUACAUUGAUGAAAAUGGAGUGAAUAUAUGACAAGAAUAGACAUAGACAAUCAAAGACAAUAGAAUCAGAAUAGGUUGAAAAAUGAAAUUUCUACCUACUGACUCGUGUAAAUGUUAAAACGAAUAAUAUUUAUUUUUACACAUAAGAACAAUAUUCACAUAGAAAAUAUAUAUGAGAAAUCUUACAUAAGAAUACAAAAAAUAUAUAUAUGUAUAAUAAAGUAAUAUAUAUGAUUGUCUCUACAACACCUAUUAUAUUUAUAUCUUAAUUUCCUUACAUUUUUUUUUACUAAGUUUUUUCCACCUGUUUACAUUCAUGUAAAUCAUCUUAAAGUUAUUUAAAAUAUUAUAUUUUGUUAAAUAUUUAAAGAAUAUAGUGCAAUAUUGAAUAUUUUUAACACAUACAUACAAUUCCAUUAAGCAUUUCAUAAGUAGAUAAUUAAGCUGUUACAUAUAAGUUUGUUUAUACAUUCGCUAUUUUAUUUAUAAUACAACAGCAGUGCCCAUCAUUCAUAAUAAGAUAAACAAAAUACAAGGCUUUACAAUAACACUGCGUUACACGAUUUUGGUACCCGUUAAACUGAUAGCUGGAUUGAAUAGGUAAUGAGUCACAGAUAAAAUGUUCCAAAUAUAUGUGGUAUCCAUCACGUCUAGUUUUCGAGGUACAUGUCAAUCAUUAUUUUAACUACCCUCACCUUAGGCGUAUAAGAAACAGUUGAGGUUUUCGGUGUAUUACCUAUACUUUUUUAUUGUUUUGUUUUAUUCAUAAAUCGUUUCUAUUCGAUAACCUCGAUAUCUCUAAACGUAUUUAUUUAAAAAUCCAACAUGAAUACUGAACUAAGUGGCCGUCGCAACUGCAAAAAUGAACCAAAUAAGUUUUGUUACGUGUGUGGACAGUACAUUGUGAAAUCACAAACAAAAAUGUUUCCGAAAAAGUUAGAAGUGCAUAUUUACUUUAUUUUGGACGUGCUAUUAAUCAAGAUAAACCAUGAAUACCUCAAUUUUUUGUGUUUCGUGCUAUACUACUCUCAUAUCUUGGUUAAAUGGAAACAAGACGUCAAUGCCAUUUGCCGUACCAGCUUUAUGGCGUGAACCUAGUAAUCAUUUUAAUGAUUGCUACUUUUGCAUGACUGACAUACGUGGCUUUUCAAAGAAAAUCAAGCACAUUAUUCAGUAUCCUGACAUUCCUUCAAUGUCGAAACCAGUACCUCACAGAGAAGAAAUGCCUCCACCAUUACCUCCUCUCCUUGACAAAAAGCUUACUGACAAGGAACUCGAUGCCUGGUUGUCACUGAAAGCAGUUGUAAAAGGGUUUCUAGGGAACCAUAGAGCCGAAAAUGCGGAACAGCUUAACAACAUGUUAAAAGCAUACGAAAAGUUGGGUUGUAGAAUGUCGUUGAAAAUUCACUUUCUUCAUUCCCACUUUUCUUUUUUUUCCAUCUAAUCUUGGUGCUGUCAGUGAUGAGCAGGGCGAGAGGUUCCACCAAGAUAUAAAAAAGCUUGAAGAACGAUUUUAAGGCCGUUGGGACACAACUAUGCUAGGCGAUUACUGUUGGCGUCUAAAACGAGAAGAUCCUUCAAAACACAAAAGAAAAAGUUAAAAUUUGAAGGUAUUCUGGGUUUAAAUUAUAUGCAUUGAUUUUUCUUGUAUUUAUUAUACCAAAAUGAUUAAAAAAUAAACUCGAUUAAUUAAAAAAAACUGGUACAUUUUAUUAGAUUUCUUUAAAUUAUGUUUGAAUAUUUAAAUUUUUAGCAUAAUUUGUUAUAUCCUUACGGAAAAAAAUGAGACGUCAUGGAAAGAAAAUAUGUAUGUAUUCUUACUAAACGAUAGGAAUAACUAGGAAAUCACGACAUUUCAAAGCGGGUACUUAAUUUUUUUUUUCAUUUGUAACGCAGUGUAAUUUUACCAGUGCACAAGAAUCACGAACGAACAAAAUAAAGUUUAAAUAUUUUAAAUGACUGUUAUAUAUAUAUUAGUAUAUUUAAAUAUUUAUUCAUUUGUGCAAUCUUCAUAAAAGUUGUAGAUACAUCGUUAAAAAAUGUAUGUAGUCUCAUAGACUGGUUUAUAAUUAUAAUACUUUCACAUAUAUUAGAUAUUUAAUGCCGGAAGAAAAGCAUAAUAUUUAGAUGUAGUAUCCGUAGUUCCUAUACAAACAUACUAUAUAAUCAUUGCUACUGCCGUGUGGUUACCGGCACUUUAGAAUAGGACCACUCCAUAUAUUUCCCAUGGAUGUCGUAAGGGAAAGGCUAAUAAACUUGGGAUUCUUCACAUAGGCGAGAGGCUAGCAACCUGUCAAUAAUUCCAUUACUAAGCCAUACAGCUAAACGUGGCCCAACAGUCUUCAAGACUGUUGGCCCUGUCUACCCCGCAAGGCAAUAUACGUGAUUGUACGUAAGCCCAAUAAUUAAAGUAAGUCUGUUUUUCAAAUAUUUUUAUUACAUAUUUAAAAGUCUUUCAAAUUGUUCUAAUUAAAUAUUCCGCACAUUUCGGUGUAGCCCGUUCAUUUGCUUACAGUCUCUAAGGAUUUAAUAAAAGUAUUCCAUCAAGCUUUAUUUAUGUUUUUAAUUUCAAUUUAAAACCGGUUCUUGAAUGUGCUUUGCAGGGAAAUAUUACAAAAAAAUUUGCUUAAUACCUCAAUGGUCAACCAACAAAUUCUUGCACCUGAAGUCAAAUCAAUUCUAUCAAAAUUUCAAAUCAUGGUACCUAAUUACUAAGUACUGAUGAAAAUUAAGUUUAUAAAAAAAAUAUUACAAUUAAUUUAUACAUUCUGUCAAAUAUAACAGGAUACUCCCCGACAUGAACGAAUAUAUUUUUAAAGCACUUUGUAUCAUAUUAUGAUGUGUUAAUGCGUUUUGUUAACUGGAGUCUUUUCUACUUUCUACAUAGGAUAAAAUCUUUUCAACGGUAGGUAUUUAUUAAGGUCUCAAUCAAAUUAAUCACAUAUGUAAUUUUUUAUCCAGACAGGGCCAUAAAUGGACUAUUUUUUAUUUCAGAUGAUGAAUAUUUUAAAGAAUAUUUGAGGAAAUCCAGCGACAAAUAUUCAGUCUGGAGUCUAUUUCUUCGAGGCACGGACGGUAAACUCGCCAAAUGCAAGAUUUGUGAUAAAAUUUUUAAAUGUAAAUUGUCCACCUCUUGUUUACAUAAUCAUUUAAGACUUCAUAAUAUAAACUUAUUAUUAUUAAAACAACAGGCUAGCCAGACAAAAAUUAAAUUGAAAAAUGAAGAACUUGAAGAUGAUGAUUUCUAUUGGAAAUGAAUAAUCAUAUAAAAGUUUUUAUUAGAAACGGUUCAUUAAAAAUGUUUUAAAUUUGAAAUCUAUCUUUAUAGUUAUUUAAUAUCCAGUUGUUUUGGUCGUCAUCAGAUGACCUCGGAACUUACCGUUAUAUUCAAAUUCUGCACAGUUCUUCCACAAGCAAAAGUUUAAUAUGGUAUAUAUAAUUCUAUCAUAAAGCCACACAGCUGAACGUGAACCGUUAGUCUCCUCAGGACUGUUUGCUCUGUCUACCCCGCAAGGGAUAUAGACGUGACUAUAUGUAUGUACGUAUGUAUAAAUAAAUCAAUAUUUAUUUGAAGUGCGUAGUCCAAUUCACUCAAUUAAGACGUUCUAAAACUUCAAAAAUCAUACUCUAUACCCUAAUUAAAAUUUAACUAUUUGUCUAACCUAAACUUCUGUCCCCAGCAAUGUUAAUGCCUUCCGGGAAAGGAAAACAUCCGUUGCUCAUAUACAGGGACCACACUUAUACCUACAAAGUGAUAUCCAACAGCGGAGUGCUGUGGCAUUGUUCCAGAAGAACUCGAACUGGAUGCAAGGCAUUCGUCAAGACAUUGCCUGAGAGAAUGUACGUGAUCAUAGCAGCGUACGACCAGCAUUGCCACGAAGCGAGGCUAGCUGUCAAUAAAAAGGAAAAACAAAAGAAGAUUAAACAAAAAAUAUCUAACCCUGUCGAAAUUCCCAUGUAAAUUAUAUAAGGGACGUGAGUCCUCGUACACUCUGGCAAGGGUAAACAUCCGCUGCUGAUGUACAAAAAACAAACGUACACGUUCAAAGUGCCGUCCAACAGCGGGGUCCUGUGGCACUGUUCCCGUAGGAACCGCACGGGAUGCAAGGCGUUCGUGAAGACCGAUCCGGACAGGUGGGACGUCGUGAUGAUGGCCAGCGAAGUACAUUGUCACGAUGCGAAAUAUGCGCCGAAGAAAAAUCGCGCGCCGCCGAAGAUGACGAAAGACAAAAUGUAAUAAAGGCAUUUCUUAAGCCGCUAUUAGACUUUUACAUAUUAACCCCUUACCGCAUACGAUAUAUGGUCGCUAAAGUUUAUGAUUUAUUUAGUGUAAAAUAAUUAUACACUUUUUCUUUAUUAAAAUCGAAUACCAUUAGAAAUUUUAAGUAAAGAAUUUUUAUUUUCAAUUCGAUCUCAUAUUUAAAGGUAAAAUAAACGUAAUUUACAAAAAAAAUAUAUCUUUAAUAAUUCAUGCGGUAAGGGGUUAAAACUGUCUUAAUCUUAAAACUAAGAGUAAGACAGUUAGACUCUGAAUUCCGAGUGCAAUACCGGGCUCGACGAGGCUUACUGUCGACUUGUUUGAAUAUCGAAUAGUGUAAUAAGAGUUAGACCGUUUAGGCUGCGCUCGCGUUUGCAGGAAGUGGACGUGUCCGUGCUGUGUAUGUCAAGAAAAUGGCGAACUAAUCCAUGUAUAUACAAUUAUACAUGUAUGUAUGUGCUUGUUAAUGUAUAAAUGAAAAUAAUUACAGUCCAUUCCUGAAAUAAAGGUAAACAAUCGUAUGUACCUUCUUGAAUUUGAAAAAUGAAUUUAUAGCCAAGCAAAGAAAAUUUUAAAUUAACUAUAAUAUAUUUUAGGAAUGUGUUUUUCAACAAAGAUUGUUUACCUUUAUUCAGUAAGUACCUAAAGAAAGAAAGGACCAUAGGUUCAUUGUCACCUGAAGAAAUAACGGCAAAGAAAAAAUAAAAAAUAUUUAAUUAGAGCAUUACUGUUAAUCUUAUUCGUCCCAUUACUAAAAGAAAAAUAUAUAUGUAUUUAUAAAAAAAUCCGUAUCAUGUCUAUGUUGCAUGAAAAUGUGUUUGUUUGUAACGCUACUCAAUUGUUAUUAAUUUAUUAAAAUGUUUUAUUAUACGUAUCGUCGUAUAAACAAAUAACAUACAUACAUAUAAUCACGUCUAUAUCCCUUGCGGGGUAGACAGAGCCAGCAGUCUCGAAAAUACCAAUAAUAAAAUCGUUAAUUGCUCCACUAAUACAGUCAAUUUAAUUAAGUAUGUUAUGAAUUAUGUUUAGGACAGUUGUAGAGAUAAUCUUCUGCUUCUUCUUCGCUUCCUUUUCCCGCUUUUAACGAAAAGACGGCACAGUAUUUGAACUUCUUCCUUUUUUUUUAAAGUAACUUAGAGAUAGUGUAGUAACACUAUCUCUGUUUCUGUUUAUUUUCUCUUUUACAUAGUCAAUCCAGCUUUUGGUCUUCCACUAAUGCUAAUUUUCCUAUUUAGAUAUGGUUUAAAUAUUUCUUUAAGCAGAUCAUAGAUAUGCAUUAUGCAUUAUAUUUAAAGUUAAGAAGUUUUCGUUUGAUAUUAUUACUUUUCUAGAGUAUAAUUUGUCAUUUUUAUAUUACUUAACUAUAGAUUUUUUAAAUAUCAUAGAUAUAAAAAAAUAAGCGUUAAUAUUGCGUACUUACGUAAACAUAUGGAAAUAAGAAAUUAUGAUAAGAUUAAUAAAUGAAUAAAAUAAAUUUACUUAAGAUUUUUAUUUAUGUAUUAUAUUAUGCAGGGUGACAUUUAAAACAACUGCAUCCUUUUAAACAUAGACUAUACCCAUGCUUCUGAGCCGUUUGAGCCUAUUUUUAUUUAAAUUAAACGUUAAACAUUUUAACAUUUAAAAAACCCUCAAAAACUACGUCACACGCUUUAUUAAAGACCAAUACUACAAAAAGAAAUUAAAAUCAAACAUGUAAAUAAAUGUCUGAAAAAUAAAUUAUUUCUCUAGUAUCAAGAUCAAGUAAAGUACAGAGUUGUCGAGAUCGCUCAGCUGAAUGAAUUGUGUCGUUGACCUCUAAAUCUUACGCGUCGCUUUUCCGCCGGCCCGGGUGAUAUGACGUAUUUAGGAUCGUGGAUUUUAAUACAUUUAUUUUUUUUCGUACUUUCUGAAAUAUGAACCGAUAUUUUUGUUUUAACGUUUUUAAAUAUUCUUUAGAUGAGUACACUUAAGUGUACUUAACAUAAAUUUAACUGUUAACAGUUAAAUUUAUGCAGUUGAAUUAAAAGUCACCCUGUAUAUCUGAUUGACCGGAAUCUUUUAUAAUUAUCCGUGAUAAUCAAUAAGUAUAACACACGUUGAGUUAGCCCUGAAGUAACUUUGAGGCUUCUGUGCUACUUACUAAACGACACUGUAUUUUUUUGUUAUUCCUACGAAUAAUUAGAUAAACUAAGUUAUAAUGAAAGUACCAAUUGAAAAAUAGUUAUUUUUUGUUGUUGUUUUUAAUAAUCUCUUAUGAAGAACAGUGUUUAACAUUUGGUACAUAAUGCACAGGCAUUAGGUCUUUUGGAAAGGGUUUGAACCACAAGUUAUUCUGAAUAGAUAAUUUCCAUCUGGACAUCGCAGUCGGGACCUACGAUGUGUCAGAUGGCACGACUAUUAGUUUACAAAGACCGUUUAAAAACUCAAAUUAUAACGCAUCAUUAAUUCAACGAUAAUUUAAUAUAAAUGUUUUCACACUUUAAACAGAAAUCAAGUACCUACCAUUAGGGAAGAAGUACCCAAUAAUGGUUUUCGAAAAAUACGUUUACAAAAGGCUUAAGUUGAACAAGAAGACUGGAAAGGUUUUCUGGCGCUGCGUCAUGUGCCACAAAGGCUGCCUAACAUAUUGCAUAGUCGGGAAAAGCGAGGUGGAAGUGAUACACGAGCACAAUCAUGAUCCCCCAAAAUCCAGGACGAAAACGGGAAGAUGGAAGGUUAAGAAAACGAAGAAUGACGCCGAGAGCUGUGAGAACUAAUCCAUGUAUAUAUGUGCUUGUUAAUGUAUAAAUGAAAAUAAUUACAGUCCAUUCCUGAAAUAAAGGCAAACAAUCGUAUGUACGUUUCUGAAUUUGAAAAAUGAAUUUUAAAUUUAAUUUAUAGCCAAGCGAAGAAAAUUUAAAAUUAACUAUAGUUUCUUUUAGGAAUGUGUUUUUCAACAAAGAUUGUUUACCUUUAUUCAGUAAGUACCUUAAGAAAGAAAAGACCAUAGGUUCAUUGUCACCUGAAUAAAUAACGGCAAAGAAAAAAAUAAAAAUAAAAAUAUUUAAUUAAAGCAUUACUGUUUAUCUUAUUCGUCCCAUUACUAAAAGAACAAUAUAUAUAUUUUAAAAAAUCCGUAUCAUGUCUAUGUUGCAUGAAAGUGGGUUUGUUUGUAACGCUACUCAAUUAUUAUAAAUUUAUUAAAAUGUUUUAUUAUACGUAGGCGUUGGAUCAUCGUAUAAAUAAAUAACAUACAUACAUACAUACAUAUGAUCACGUCUAUAUCCCUUGCGGGGUAGACAGAGCCAACAGUCUUGAAAAGACUGAAUGGCCACGUUCAGCUAUUUGGCUUAAUGAUAGAACCGAGAUUCAAAUAGUGACAGGUUGCUAGCCCAUCGCCUAAAAGAGGAAUCCUAAGUUUAUAAGCCUAUCCCUUAGUCGCCUUUUACGACAUCCAUGGGAAAGAGAUGGAGUGGUCCUAUUCUUUUUUGUAAUAGUGCCGGGAACCACACGGCACACAAAUAAAUAACAUACAUACAUAUUAUCACGUCUGUAUCCCUUGCGGGGUAAACGGAGCCAACAGUCUCGAAAAUAACAAUAAUAAAAUCGUUAAUUGCACCACUAAUACAGUCAAUUUAAUUAAGUAUGUUAUGAAUUAUGUUUAGGACAGUUAUAGAUAAUCUUCUGCUUCUUCUUCGCUUCUUUUUCCCGCUUUUCACGAAAAGACAACACAGUAUGUGAUUCUUCCACUUUUUGAAAAGAAUGAAAUAAACAGAGAUAGUGUAGUAACACUAUCUCUGUUUCUGUUUAUUUUCUCUAUUACAUAGUCAAUCCAGCUUUUGGUCUUCCACUAAUGCUAAUUUUCCUAUUUAGAUAUGGUUUAAAUAUUUCUUUAAGCAAAUUAUAUGCACUAUGCAUUAUAUUUAAAGUUACGAAGUUUUCGUUUGAUAUUAUUACUUUUCUAAAGCAUAAUUUGUCAUUUUUAUAUUACUUAAAUAUAGAUUUUUUAAAUAUCAUAGAUAUAAAAAAAUUAAGCGUUAAUAUUGCGUACUUACGUAAACAUAGGGAAUAAGAAAUUAUGAUAAGAUUAAUAAAUGAUUAAAAUAAAUUUACUUAAGAUUUUCAUUUAUGUAUUGUCCGGUAUUCUGAUUGACCGGGAUCUUUGAUAUUUAUCCGCGAUAAUCAAUAAGUAUCACACACGUUGAGUUAGCCCUGAAGUAACUUCGAGGCUUCUGUGCUACUUACUAAACGACACUGUAUUUUUUUUGUUAUUCCUACGAAUAAUUAGUCAAACUAAGUUAUAACGAAAAAACCAAUUGAAAAAUAGUUAUUUUUUGUUGUUGUUUUUGAUAAUCUCUUAUGAAGAACAGUGUUUGAUUUGGUACAUAAUGCAUAGGUUUUUUGGAAAGGGUUUGAACCACAAGUUAUUCUGAAUAGAUAAUUUCCAUCUGGACAUCGCAGUCGGGACCUACGAUGUGUUAGAUGGCACGACUAUUAGUUUACAAAGACCGUUUAAAAACUCAAAUUUCAACGCAUCAUUAAUUCAAUAAUAAUUUUAUAUAAAUGUUUUCACACUUUAAACAGAAAUCAAGUACCUACCAUUAGGGAAGAAGUACCCAAUAAUGGUUUUCGAAAAAUACGUUUACAAAAGGAUUAAGUUGAACAAGAAGACUGGAAAGGUUUUCUGGCGCUGCGUCAUGUGCCACAAAGGCUGCCUAACAUAUUGCAUAGUCGGGAAAAGCGAGGUGGAAGUGAUACACGAGCACAAUCAUGAUCCCCCAAAGUCCAGGACGAAAACGGGAAGAUGGAAGGUUAAGAAAACGAAGAAUGACGCCGAGAGCUGUGAGGAUAGUGAGAAAGAAUAAAUUUGACAAACUGUAAUACAUACUCACUUGAUGUGUUAAUAAAUAAUUGUGCCAUUUGAAUACAUAUAUGUUUUCUAAAAAACAUUAUCUAUGGAUCAGACCACUCGGCUUUCCUUACCGACCUGAUAAAAGUUGAGUGAUUAGCUCCGCUCAAGUCACGCGAGAGUCGCUACGGUCUGACCUGAAUUAUCAAAAAGUCUCUUCUUUAAUAUACAGUUAUGUACAGCACGUUGUGUCUACGGCGAACAUAAUAAGAAAUUCAUUUUAAGGCUAGCGAUGUGAUUUGUUUUUCUCAGAAGUCCACAUAAUACCGACCGGGCGAAAGUACCCACUUGUGAUGGUAAAUAAACACACUUACAAGCGGUGUGGAAAACUGGGCGAUGGCAGAAUUCUGUGGAAAUGUUCCAGCGUCUUAAAGGGCUGCAAGGCGAAGGUUAUAAGUGUAACUGAGAAUCCUCUCGAAGGAAUACAGGUCAAGAGCGAAGAACACUUGCACCCUCCGCCUUCUUACUCUCAGAUGCCCAACGGCAUUUGGAUCAAAGGUUUUCUCCGUGAAGAAACAACACGAAUUAAAAUCCCACCCAAUUUGUAGCGAAGCUAGCUUUAGUACAAUGUUAAAGACUUUGUGACUGUUUGUUAUAAAUUGUUGAAAAAAAAGCAUCCGUAAGAUUUACCAUUUAAGUUUUUUUUUUUUCAUUAAAACUUUUAAUUUAUAUUGUUAUACAAUUCAAUCAAAUUUCUUUGUAACGUAAAAAUGUCACAGAUUCGUUUGACAAAUAAAUAAGCGAUUCAAAAGAAUACUAUAGUUUUUUUUUUUUUAAAUCUCCCCUUUAAAUAUAAAUGUAUGAAUUAGGUAUGACUUAUUUAGUAUAUUAUUAAUUUACAGAUCUUCACGUGAUCGAAGUUCCCGGAAGGUUUCCCGUACUUAUUUUCAGGGGUCAUAUAUUUAAAAGGUACAACCGUUACCCGUCCGGUAAGGUGCAUUGGAGGUGUGACAGCUACAAGGACGGCUGCAGAGCCAGGUUCACCAGCGCUAACGAAAACCCGUACGAGGGCCUCGUGAAAAUUGCAGUACAACAUAAUCAUCCUCCGCCGUUUAUUGACGGUGUAGACAAAAAAGUUUUGACAUCUGAACAUAUACUUAAAAUGGGAAUGUUGACUAGGUUUUAAUAGUUAAUUUAUUAAUUAAAAGUCUCUAAAAAAAUUGUUACAGAUCAAGCUUUAUUUUAUACGCUUCAAUCAAACGAUCAGCUUGUAAUUAAAACAAUUUUUGUUUUGGAAACUUGAAUUCCAAAUUUUAUAAAUGUACAUUGGCAAAAUGUAAUAAAUAAUUAUCUUUUCUAGUUACAAAAAUUUUUAUUUUUAGGAAUUGAUUUUUUGGAUCUACAAAAAGUAGGUUGGUAAAAUCGUAAAGAGAAAAUAACAUGUUUUUUUUUAAAUUUUGUAAACAGUAUUGUUAACUGUAUUGCAAUUAUCGCCGAAAUGUCUUGUCUUAUCAAUUUACGUAACGCUUUUUCUAUGAAAAUAAACAAGAUACAUUUUACUUUUGCAGUAUUUUUCAGGACCUCCGCGAGAGGGACGAGACAACUCGUGGUUGAAGGCUUCUCCUUCAUUUGCAGGACUUAUUGCCUUCAGCACGUGAAGAAAACUUGGAAAUGUGCCACACACGCCGGCUGUACAGCCAAGGUGCACACUGUCCAAGACGAAAUAGUCUCUUUGAACAAUGUACACAAUCAUGUGAACACUCCAGUCAAGUACGUCUAUAUGGGAGAUUAACUGUUAUUUUAUAUCUGUUCUAGUCAACACAAUUAAAAAUAUUUCAUUGUAUUUUUUAUAAUGUGUAAAUUUUUGUAAAUAAAAUAAGAUUGACAGUUAAGACUUACCUUUUAAGAGUGGAUAAAUUUUUUUUUUUCAUCUUCCAAUGUUUUCAGUAACACCCUCAGCCGCGUUGCAUCCAGAUCAGGUUUGUUAUCAUAUCCCUGUAUCCUAUAUAUAUAAAAUUAAUCAACAAUCAUUUCUCCAGACAUUUUUUUCUCGACAUCGAAACGAGGUGGAAUCAUCUUAAACGUCGGCGGAUACACGUAUAAUAAAAGAUAUGGCAGUGGCUCUGCAGCCUCGUGGUCCUGCACGUCAUAUUAUAACAUACCGCCGUGUAAAGUUAAAGUGAAGACGGUUGGUAAUGAGGUCGUCUUAUGUUCAGGAGAACAUAACCAUUGAAAAUGUUUAAACAGAUAUAUGUUUUAUAAAUUUAAUUUUAAAAUAAAAUGCGUUGAUAAAAUUUAGACUGUAUUUAUGAUAAGUACCAAUUCUUUUUACUUAAACAAUACUUGUCAAUCGAGACCUUAUUCUUUUUAUUAUCACCAGGUCAAAUAUAUACGACGAGCAAAGGAGGAAAGGUACUCAUCCUAACAGGAUAUAGAUAUCACAGGGAAUACGGAGACGAGAGACGCAGUUAUUGGCGAUGCGGUAAACGCGGCUCCCACGCUUGUAAAUGCAAAAUCAGGAUCAUCGAUGGACAUGUUCUUGUCAUGGGCGAACACACGCAUCCAUCUUCGAUGGCCUACCUACCGUGAGACGGAUAACGGAAUAAUUUUACAACUAGGAGGCUUCACAUACUACGGUGACAGAAACAAAGCAUACAGAAGAAUAUGGCGGUGUGUCAAAAAAGACACCGCUUGUCCAGUGAUGGUCUUAAGUAUUAAUCAUAGAAUUGUUAAGGUUGUCAAUAAACAUAAUCAUCCGAGAAACAUUGUGGAUAAUAUGUAAACUUAUUUGUGGUUAAAGUAAUUUUAUUCUAAUUUAAAUGGCAUACUUAAUCAAGCUAAAUUACCAAAUAAUAUACAUUGAUUUAGUUCUCAUAUUAUGUUUUUGUUUUAUGUAAUGAAAAAUCUUAAUGAAUACGAACUAAAACUACUUACUAAUUGUAAAGUCAGUUGUACCCAAUUUCUCAUAAAAGAAUGUACAAAUUCACUUAUAAUGAGAAUUUACAAAUUUAGGACCGACGCGUAGGUACAUAAAAUUUGAUAGGUUAGGAUAAAUAAUUUUAAGGUAUAGUAAUUUUAAGGUACAAUAAAAAUGAAUCAUAUUUUUUUGCAUUUUUUGUGUAAAAUAAUGUAAGUAGUUAAGUUUUAGUAUAGGUAUUUUAUUUCGUGUACAGUAGGCCACAUAGAAAACGAUACCACCUUCGUAUCAAGACAUAUCAAAGUUGGGUAAUAAACUAAUAAUUAAAUAUGUUGCCCACUAUACCUAGGUUAAAAAAACAAUAAACCAAUUCUGUGUUGUCUAAUAGAAUUUAAAUUACAUUUUUAGAAAAUAAUACAAACACCUAUGACAACGACUCUGAUGACGACGUUAUAGAAGUUGUAAGAGACGAGGCACCAAUUGAGAUUUUUUCUGAUGGCGAAGAAAUUGAGAUAGAAAAUAGCAAAGUAGAA
This is a messenger RNA of Amyelois transitella, 18127 nucleotides long. RefSeq lists its product as uncharacterized. The transcript has 5 exons. Bases 3332 to 3811 code for a protein of 159 amino acids. Lineage: Eukaryota; Metazoa; Arthropoda; Insecta; Lepidoptera; Pyralidae. The record is from RefSeq and is a predicted model, not a curated record.